AUGACCGACGUAAUGAUUUUGACUGAUGGGCGAUAUGGUCAAACCGAACCGAAAGUCGAUGCUCCUCGACUCAAAAAAAUUAUAAAUGGACGAUUGAUUCGUGAUCAUGAAAUAAUAGACAAUGAUGUUCUUUAUAUAUGCAAUGGGAAAAUUCUCAAUCCACAAGAUUGCUUUUUUUCUUCCGGAAAAUUGCCUAAUGAAAUAAUUGACGCCGAAGGAUUAUUGAUAGCACCAGGGUUUAUCGACAUACAAAUUAAUGGUGCGUUUGGAGUAGAUUUUUCAGAAUGGCGGGAAGAGGAUCAUAUAAAAAACGGUUUGGAUAAGGUUUCGAAAGGAUUGUUGAAUUAUGGUUGCACGAGUUUUCUUCCAACGUUGAUUAGUUCGAAGCCUGAACUAUAUCACAAGGUUCUUCCACUUAUCAAACCUCGUAAAGGAAAUAUAAAUCAAGGGGCAGAAAUUCUUGGUGCACAUCUCGAAGGUCCAUUCAUUGCUUCAAAUCAAUAUGGAGCACAUGAUUUAUUGAAUGUUCGAACUGCGCCAAAUGGUUUCAGCGAUUUCGUGGACAUGUAUGGGUUAUCAUGUAGUAGUGAGGGAAACGAUGAAAAUCAAAAUAUUAAGUUAAUAACUGUCGCUCCCGACGUGGAAGGAGUUUUGGAUAGUAUAAAACAAUUGAUUAAGAUCGGGAUUACAGUCAGCAUAGUUGCUCAAGCAGAAGAAGCCAUUAAAAGAGGAGCUAAUUGCAUAACGCAUUUAUUUAACGCCAUGCAACAAUUUCAUCAUAGAGACCCAGGAAUUAUUGGUAUGUUAGGUACUAAUUAUCCUCGACCAUAUUAUGGAAUAAUUUGUGAUGGUAUCCAUGUCCAUCCCAAUUCUAUAAAGAUUGCCUAUGACUCUCAUCCUCGGGGAGCUAUUCUUAUUACUGAUGCCAUGGAAGCUAUGGGAUUACCACCAGGUGAUUAUACUUUGGGUGAUGUUCCAGUUCGUAAAUCUGGGAAAAAAGUGGAAGUUAUAGAAAAUGGUAAAUUAGCUGGAUCAGUUCUCACCAUGGAUGAAUGUGUGAGAAAUUUUAAAAAAUUUACGGGAUGUUCAAUUGUUGAAGCUAUAGAAGCAGCAACUUUACAUCCCGCGGAACUUUUGGGUAUUGAUAAUGUUAAAGGUACUCUUUAUCCGGGUGCAGAUGCGGAUUUGGUUUUCUUGGAUGAUGAUCUUAGAAUUGUUAAGUGUUUUAUAGCUGGAAUAGAACCUGCUGAAGAUGCACUUCAAAAAAGGAAUUCUAUAUGGGAUAUCAAAAAUAAUUGGGCUCCAAAUAAUUAUGAUGGCGGAGUAUAG
Molecule: messenger RNA, 1329 nt
Organism: Diversispora eburnea
Lineage: Eukaryota; Fungi; Glomeromycota; Glomeromycetes; Diversisporales; Diversisporaceae
Source: the annotation of a GenBank genome assembly